GAUGGCCGCCUUUUCAGAUUCUUGACUGUGAGCGUGACAACAACCAAUAGAACGCACACAAAUAGACACACAUCAACGAGUCUUUCUUGGAGGGUGUUCUAAAUAGAAUAGCUUUCACCAUGAUGCAACAAUCCGGAGGAUCGUAUUCAUCUCAUCCCCCGUAUCUCUAUCCUACGCAGCACCAGCACCAUCAUCACGAAAGUGACGGGGAAUCGUAUUUGAGCGGCCCCGAAUUCGACGAAGGCGAGAACGAUGAACCCACGCUCUUGCUUUCUCUCGUGCAAGCCUACGACUGGGCUGGUGUUCUCGCACGCGUGACCGCCCUCCCAUCCGAAGCGCAAACCGCCGGUGUGCAGGGACGAACCCCACUGCAUGUUGCCUGCGAUCACGAUGCUCCCGCCGUAGUCAUCCAGGCUUUGCUCAAGGCUUACCCCGAGGCUUCCACUGUCGUGGGUACGUCGAACAUGAACCCUUUGCACAUUACUUGUUCAUCCCAUCACGCUUCAACCCACGUCAUUCGCGUCUUGCUCGAAUACGGUAAGGCGGAACAAACCUCGAUGCGAGAUAUUGACGGAGAUACGGCUUUGCAUGCGGCGUGCCGCUGUGGCGCCUCCCGCGAAGUCCUGGAAGUUCUGCUGCGGGCCAAUCCAUCCGCUGUACACGAACGGGAUAAGGAAGGCCUGACGCCACUAUUACGACUAUGGGUUCGCUACUUUGUUAUUUUGGGUGACGAUGCCAUUGAGGGAGUCAAAAGUCACGGAGAUUUGACUGGGGAACUGGGGGAAGCAUGGAACAAGACGGAGUUGCUCCUGCACGUGGCGCAUCACGGAGCCUUGAGUCGGGGCGGUACUCUGAACGUUUUUCGGACGGUCCACGCGGCAGCAGCGGUGGAUUGUCCACGCCCGGUCGUCAAAAUUGCCGCUCUAGUUUACUCCUCGCAACUCGAUCAACGCGACGAAAACGGUCUCACGCCGCUCAUGAUUGCCUGCGAAACUCCCAUUUUUAAGGUUCGUGAUCUUUCGGAUGAUGGUUAUAUGUUGGAAGACGUCAUUUACGGGGACAACGAUACACAGGACCAAUUUGUAGCGGACGACGCGCCCGAACAGAUAUCGUCUUGUGAACCUUCCGUCAUUCAAAUUCUCUUGCACGCCAACCAGGAUGCAGCUUCUUCGUCCGCCUGCGUACCCGAUCCCAUGGGACGACUCCCACUGCACCUGGCAUUAGAAUCUCACAAACGAUGGUCCGAUGGUCUUCAGCAGCUGGUGGAUGUCUACCCCGAAGCACUCGCUAUUCCUGAUCCUACCUCCAAGUUGGUUCCGUUUUUGCUGGCCGCGGUAGGGGAACGGGCGGAUACGAGCACCGUUUACGAAAUGUUGCGACUCAAUCCUUCGCUUUUUGCCGAUUUGAAGUUUGAAUCGAAGAACUCCAAUAUCUCUACUGUGCCCAUGGAGACGCUCUGACAGGAGCGUUUCCAUGUGGACUUUUAUUUUAUUUUUUGUCGCUCCAUACCAUUCAUAGAGGAAAGCAGAAAGUCAGCGUCAAAGGUCGCUUUCUUUCGAAUGAAUAUAGUUUUCUGCAUUUUUCAUUUCGGUU
Molecule: messenger RNA, 1593 nt
Organism: Phaeodactylum tricornutum CCAP 1055/1
Lineage: Eukaryota; Bacillariophyta; Bacillariophyceae; Surirellales; Neidiaceae
Exons: 1
Coding region: 120-1460 (446 amino acids)
Biological process (GO): actin filament bundle assembly
Cellular component (GO): cytoplasm
Molecular function (GO): actin filament binding
Source: RefSeq, a predicted model, not a curated record